AUCAUCAUGGGCUUUGCUUUGCUUUCUGAUUUUAAAAAGGGGAUGAUGGAAUGGAAAUGCCCCAAUUGAUAACGGAAUCACAAACAGGAUAUUCUGGAAGAAGAUGAAAUGAUAAAUCUGGUUUCUUCAACAAUUUAUCUUUUCAAGUAAUCUGAAAUGGCUAAUAAGCAUGUAUAGCUUCUUUCUCAUUACUUAUAUCAAGGGAUAAACUUGUUGUGCAUAGUUAAUUAGAUUCUUCAAUCAUGUUGCAGAUGCAAACAAAUUACAGCUCAGAGCCUCCGACUCUGGCUCUGCUUCAGAUCAUUACUCAAAUGUACAAACUUCAGACGAAAAUUAUAGAAAAAUUAAUGCACAACCAGCAGGGAAGUUGACAUAUAAUAAAUGGUUCUGGUGUGAAUGAAGUACUUCUAAUAAUUCAUUCUCUUCUCAUAAAGGAGACAUCUGAUUUUGCUCUUUUCUUCACAAAAUUUGGAAGGAGAUAUUAAUCUUCCAUUCCACCACUUUAACCAAGAUCCUCUAAGCAUAGCAGAAGUUACCAAUUCUUAGCCUUACUCAACCAGAAACGCCUGAUCAACAAUGGCAGGUGGGCAUACUUCAAUUGCUUUCAAUGUUGAUGAAGAUGAUUACCAGAUAUUUAUCAAAAGCCUAAGAUCCAUACUCUCAUACUCCACAUCACAUGAUAUUAGUGUGCUCAUGCCACAAACUCAGCCUAAAAGCUGGUUAGAUAUUCACCUAAUUUCUGGUGAUUUCACCAUCAUCUUGAGAAUCGACAAGCGAAAUCUAUAUGUGCGUGGAUAUUCGAGAGAUAACGGUGCAACAUUUUGGGAGUUUUCAGAUUCAUCUUUGAUUUCUGAAAGGAGUCCUCUUGCAUAUAGCGGAAGCUAUGUAGAUGGUUACACUUUGAUUAAUGCUGCUGGCGUUACCCGUGAAACUGUUCAGCUGGGUUUGUCUAAUUUGAGAAAUGCCAUUGCUAACCUAGCAACAACAGAGAACCCAAACUCGACCCAAAACAAUGCAUUGCAGAAUUGUGCUAGAGCAUUACUAGUUCUAACUCAGAUGAUUGCUGAAUCUUCUAGGUUUCAACCAAUCACCAACCACAUUGUCAUGAAUUGGUACAAUUCUGCACCACUCCCUUGGCAACUCGUCGAGCUGCAGCAGGGCUUUGAAAGUUUUUCUAGUGCUGUCCAACGUGCUGACUUCCCUCACUGGACAAAUAAUACACCCUUGCCUAACGUCCCAAACCCUAACAGAGCCAACAUUUGGACCGUAGGUCAGGCCAUUGCCGCACUUGGGAUCUUGCUGUAUGUCCCACGCAAAAGCAACCGCGUGAAACGCCAAGCUGAUGUUGAUGCUGGCAAUGUUCAUAAUGUGGAUAUUGCUGCUGAUACAAAUGUUUCAUACGUGCGUACCUUGGUGAGCAUCGAGUAUAUACGUGUGAACAAUAUUGAUGGUGAGGAUCCUGGUGACCUCUAUGGAACGGUGAAGGUCAAAGACUUUUGGGGCCUUCAUACGGUGUAUGAUCGGAGUUCAAGUGACUACGAGAGCAAAGGUCCUGGCGGAUUUGCCACAUUGACAGGCCCUUCUACUGCUAUUUCGGGCGGUGAUGUAUUUGUUAUUAGCGUCAAUUUAUGGGACCAUGACAGCUUAUCCCCCGAUGAUGAGAUUGCUCAAGGUGACAUCGUGUGGGAACCAAGAAAUGAGAAUCUAACUUUUGCCAAUUAUGACAAGCUUUUGGAGACGGUUGUGUAUGGUAAAGAUGGUAAUGUCACGAUAGGUUACUCUGUAGUAAGACAAGCUCUCAACGCCACUGUCGAUGUUUUGCUCAUCAAUGGGGAUAAGGAAUCGCCAGCGGAUGUGUAUGGAACAAUCAAGGCUUCACAAGAUUUAGAGGGAUCAUCAACAUCCCUCACAUUGUUUGAGAAAUCAUCCGAUGAAUAUAUCCAAGUGCGUCCUUAUCAUUCUAUUCCCCUGACUCGUUCGGUUGUGGUAGCACCAGCGAGUUCCGGGUUAACAAUCACGACAGAUUUAUGGGAUUAUGAUACAGUGUCACCUGAUGACCAAAUUGCGAAGGGAAGUGCACACUUUGAUGCAGUGGUUGGAACCCAAACUAAGAGCAUAUAUGGUCGAUAUGGUGAAGUGCAAGUAUCCGUUACUUGUGAGUAAUCAAGGAAGCAACACUCCCUUGCCCAACCUUGUCCACCAGUUGGUGGGUUGGGAUACACAGAAAAUAAAUGAGGGAAGGGGAGGAAUUUGUUGAAGUGUGAGGGUUGGCUUGAAGAACCUGUGAGUGUUAUGGCGGUUUGCGCCAAGAUUGGGAUUUAAUUUGGAGAAGAUGUCACGUAAUCUAGUCACAUGACUCAUUUUAAAGACUACUGUUUUAUUUUACAUUACUGUUAUAUCUUUAUUUGGUUA
Molecule: messenger RNA, 2412 nt
Organism: Theobroma cacao (cacao)
Lineage: Eukaryota; Viridiplantae; Streptophyta; Magnoliopsida; Malvales; Malvaceae
Product: nigrin b-like
Biological process (GO): negative regulation of translation
Molecular function (GO): rRNA N-glycosylase activity
Source: RefSeq, a predicted model, not a curated record